Messenger RNA from Gracilinanus agilis (Agile Gracile Mouse Opossum), 1638 nucleotides. RefSeq names its product vomeronasal type-2 receptor 1-like. The coding region runs from base 1 to 1638 and encodes 545 amino acids. Gene Ontology annotation, biological process: G protein-coupled receptor signaling pathway. The record is from RefSeq and is a predicted model, not a curated record. The transcript is spliced from 4 exons. Gene Ontology annotation, molecular function: G protein-coupled receptor activity. NCBI's taxonomy places the organism in Eukaryota, Metazoa, Chordata, Mammalia, Didelphimorphia, Didelphidae. Gene Ontology annotation, cellular component: membrane.
AUGGUCCAGAGUUUCGUCUUCACCAUUGAAGAAAUCAAUAAGAACCCUGAGCUUCUUCCCAAUUUCACGCUGGGCUUCUCCAUCUGGGACUCUGGGAGCUCAGAAUUGGGGGCCCUGUGGGGGAUGAUGGCCCUGGUGACUGGCCAGGGGCGCCCCAUCCCCAAUUAUGCUUGUGCUCCCCCUGAGGCCCCCCUGGCCGCUAUCCUUGGGGAGGAUCGCUCUGCCCUCUCCAUCCCCAUGGCCACAUGGCUGGGCCUCUACCGGACUCCCCAGGUGAGCUACGGCUCCACCGUGUCAGUCCUCAGCGACAAGAGGCGCUUCCCCUCCUUCCUACGCACUCUGCCCCCUGAUGAAGCCCGGGCCCGAGGGAUGGCGCUCCUGGCGGCCCGCCUGGCCUGCUACGAAGUGGGUCUCGUGGCCCAGGAGGAUGAAUAUGGGCAGCGCGGGGAGCGCGCCCUGCGGCCCGAAUUGGAGGCAGCAGGCCUGUGCGUGUACGUGACAGCUGAGCUGCCCAGCGCCCCACGCGUGGACAAGCUGCAGGAGGCCAUCCGCACCCUGACUGUGGCCCAGCCCCGGGUUCUGUUGGUCUUCUCUGGCGCCCACGAGUUUCUGCUGCUGGCUGCAGAGCUACACAAGGAACCCGCCAGCCGCCUCUGGAUCUGCAGCGAAGUCUGGGACCCGGCAGCGGUGCCGGUGAUGCUGCCCGAGCUGGCCGGACGCCAGGCCCUCCACGGGGCCCUGGCCUUCUCAGGCCAUCGAGGCUGCAUUCCCGGCUUCGCUGACUUCCUGGGGCGGCUGCACCCGAGCCGGGCCUCUGAGGACCAGUUCCUGGUGCCCUUCUGGGAGGAGACAUUUGGCUGCCGGUGGCUCCACAACUCCUCCUCCUCCUCCUCUGCAGGUAGAGGAAGAGCACCUGGUGGACUGCUGCGAGGCCAGGAAGGAAGCGGAGGAGGCCAGGAAGAGAGAGAAGAAGGCCGGAGAGGUGGGCGAGGAGCCGAGGCCGACUCCUGCACCGGCGAGGAGAGGCUGGGGGGCCAGGCGCUCCCCUUUCUGGAUAUGAGUGACCUGAGUGUGACCUAUGCAGUGGCCAAUGCGGUGUCCAGUGUGGCCCACGCGCUGCACGACAUGGCCGCGUGUGAGGCCGGGGAUGGGCCCUUUGGGGACGGCCGCUGUGCCGACAUGCCCCAUUUUCAGCCCUGGCAGUCUCUGGGCCUGUUUCUGUACAAGCACUCGGGGGAGCUGGAUGCGGCUGCAUGUGACCCCGAAGGACCCCACAGUGGAGCUUCUGUCCAGGCAAGAGCCGAAGGGAUGGAGGAACGAGCUGGUGUGCAUCCUCUCCUCUGCCAGGCCCACGGUUUGGCCCUGGACCCCAUCCCUGAAGUCACUGGGGAAAUCCGUGCCAUUCAGAACUCCCUUGAACCCAGUCUUAGGGCAUUGCCUUUGGGUGUCGAAUGCUUCAGGCCUUGCCUAAGGAGGCUGGAGCCGAAGGAACUCCUCCCACUUAAGACAGCCCUCCAGAGGCAUGAGGGGAGCUUCGGAGGCCUUCGGGGCCCUGAUCCUUGUGUCUCAAUUCAAGAGGAGGCGCAGAUCCACACCAGCGAAGGGAGCUUCUGUGCUGGUGGUGUGGGAGAGCUUUAA